GAAAAAAGUCAAAAACAUAAAAGAAGCACCGCGUGUAUUUUUAUUUUUAUUUUUGUCACAAAGCACCGCGUGUAUUUGAUUGUAUUGCAACCUGAAACACCCCCUCACCACUCACCAGUGUCGCCGACGGCGUGAAUGGUGCCAAAGUCAAAUUCAAACAUGAGUACGAAUCUGGGCACAGGAAAUCCACUGUUGAAGCCAGUUGUAACUAAAACAGGAACAGCCAGUAAAGGAACAGUUGGAGCUUCUCUUGGUAAGGUUGAUAUCAGCGCAAGUGAAAAAGCCUACAGUUUCCAAGUUGCUUUGGCUGGUGUCUGUGGCAACCAAAGUAACAUGAAAUGUAGUGUCCGGGACGACGGAAGGGUGAAAAUAGAAGGCGUUGUCACAGAUUCUAGUCUUCGAAGUGACGGGGUCUUGUAUGAGGUGAAAGUGCAAGAGUUUUCCCCGCCAGGACCUUUCUCCAUUUCCUUUGAUUUGCCGGGACCUGUUGAUCCCAGGUUGACUGCUUUCGAUUUUAAACAUGGUAUCCUGGAUGCUACUGUGAUGAAAUUCAGAAUACCAUAUUUUCCAAACAACCAUUGAUUUUCAUCUCAACGUAGAAAGCAAACUUGUUAAGCAUAUUGCAAUUAGACCGAGUAUCUCAUUUAGGAUUUUUCUCACAUAUUUCAGUAGGGAUUUUGAUAAAGAUGCUGAUAUGAUGCAUCCUCAUCAUACUGUCGUCCAUGAGUAAUUGUCAGGUGUACUUUUGUCAGUUCUGGAUCUCAAUUGAAGAUAUUAUCAUGGUUUUAAUCGCUGACAGUUUUAUCUUAAA
Molecule: messenger RNA, 811 nt
Organism: Daucus carota subsp. sativus
Lineage: Eukaryota; Viridiplantae; Streptophyta; Magnoliopsida; Apiales; Apiaceae
Product: increased DNA methylation 3-like
Exons: 3
Coding region: 136-582 (148 amino acids)
Cellular component (GO): nucleus
Source: RefSeq, a predicted model, not a curated record